AUGGAAGUACACGGGAGUCCGGUGUCGGCGGUGGGGGUCAGGAAAGGCCUAUCGAAUUCAGCCGGGGCCGAAGAAAAGCGCCAGGAGGUAGUCGAACAUACAAGUGGACAAGGAGAAGAGGCCAUCAAAGACAUUGUCUGCGGGUCGACGGCUGGUGUCGUCGGCAAGUACAUCGAGUACCCAUUUGACACGGUCAAAGUCCGCCUUCAAUCCCAACCCGACACCGUACCCUUAAGAUAUACCGGCCCGCUGGAUUGCUUCAAGAAGUCCCUGCAAAGAGAUGGGUUCCUCGGCAUCUAUAGAGGCAUCAGUGCGCCAUUGGUGGGAGCUGCAGUUGAGACCAGCACACUGUUCUUCAGUUAUCGCAUCGCAUGCGAUGCCCUGAAAGCCUCUGGGGUCUAUCCUGACUUGAAGAGACACCCCGAAAAAGAUCUGCCUUACACUGGAAUGUUGUAUUGUGGCAUGGUUGCAGGUGCAAUCACGUCCCUCUUCUUGACUCCGAUUGAACUGGUCAAAUGCAAGAUGCAGGUACCCGUGGAAGCCUCGGGCCGUGUUGUGUCACAGCCUGGCAUUCUCAGUGUCAUAGCCUCCAUCUAUCGCCAUCAGGGCGUCCUCGGCUACUGGCACGGCCAAUUCGGGACCUUUAUCCGCGAGACUGGCGGUGGCGCGGCAUGGUUUGGUGGAUACGAAGGCAUGAAGAUGCUGUUCAAGAAGAGCAACAAGUCGGCGAAAAACGACGAUGACCUGCCGGUCUGGCAGCGCAUGGCAUCUGGAUCAGUCGCAGGUGCCGCUUACAACUUCAUGUUCUACCCAGCAGACACCAUCAAGUCUCGUAUGCAGACGGAGGAUGUCAAGAAGCUUACCGGCGGUCAAUCUACAUUUGGUGCAGUCGGAAAGGCGCUCUGGAAACAGCACGGUAUCAAAGUUGGCAGAUCGAUUCCCAGUUCUGCGUUCAUCUUUACGGUGUAUGAAGAGUUGAAGAAGCGCUGGCCCGAGAGGAGGCUUGAGUGA
Messenger RNA from Parastagonospora nodorum SN15, 1011 nucleotides. RefSeq lists its product as hypothetical. NCBI's taxonomy places the organism in Eukaryota, Fungi, Ascomycota, Dothideomycetes, Pleosporales, Phaeosphaeriaceae. The record is from RefSeq and is a predicted model, not a curated record. Bases 1 to 1011 code for a protein of 336 amino acids. The transcript has 3 exons. Gene Ontology annotation, biological process: mitochondrial L-ornithine transmembrane transport. Gene Ontology annotation, molecular function: L-ornithine transmembrane transporter activity.